Molecule: messenger RNA, 2705 nt
Organism: Oryza brachyantha (malo sina)
Lineage: Eukaryota; Viridiplantae; Streptophyta; Magnoliopsida; Poales; Poaceae
Exons: 12
Coding region: 288-2288 (666 amino acids)
Source: RefSeq, a predicted model, not a curated record
UGAUUGUUGCAGCGGAGCAGGAGGAACAACAGGUUGCUAGCUAGUCAUGGCGGCCAUCAUCGCAGCCACCACCAGCAGGAGGAGCGACUCUGUAGCCUCUCCUCGAUCGGUGGUGCUGUGAUUGUGAUGGGUUGCUACGAGCUGUUACGAGUAGAUCCUGGCAUUUGGCUUUGUCGUUUGCCUUGUUCGGGGCUGUUUGGUUUUUGGGUGGUUAGUUAGUUUAGUGGUGGAGAUUGUACUUGCGUUUGUUAAAGAAUCGGUUUUGGUGGUGGUGGUGGUGGUGGUGGAUGCUGUGCGUCCGCGCGGAGGACGCCUUGGCCGCCGCUGCAGCCGUGGCCGUGGCGUCCGACAAGAUGCGCUCCGUGACCUUGGGCGGCACGAUCCAGAGGGCGAUGCGGAGGAUCGGCGGCGGCGGCGGCGGCGGCGGCCGGAGAUCGGCCGGGUCGAAGGGCGCGCCGCAGCGAGCGGAAUGCCUGGCGCCGGGGAGCGGCGCCGACGCGUCGGCGAGCUGCUCCGCGGAUGAUAGCAGCAAUUGCACUGACAAGAGGGAUGCAAGCCGAAGGGUAAGGAUGCGGCUGUACAGAUCGGAGCUAGAGCAGGAAGUAGAAAAACUACAGAGGCAACUUGAAGAAGAGAUUGACUUGCAGUUGGCAUUAACAGAUGCCAUCACAAAUAAUGCCACACUGUUACUUGAGCCUUCUGCUAAGCUUCCAAAUAAGGCACAGGAACUAAUAAUUAGCAUAGCCUCCUUGGAGAAUAUUGUCUCAAAACUUGAAGAGGACCUAAAUGAAUUAUGUUACCAACUGUGUCAUUUGAGGAAUGAUACACUAGUUGCAGAAAGUAAUUCCAGAUGCUUAGAAACUCUAGCUGAAGAAAACAGUUCGAGAAGUUUACUGUCUACAUCAUUCCAGUACCAAACACUAACUUGUAAAUGUAUAGAGGAGGAGCACAUAUCAACACUAAGAGAUCCGAAGCUUGGAGAAUCUGAAUCAAUGCAAGAAGGUUUUUUCCUUGGGAUUGGAGACCAACAAAAUGUUCAAAAAGAGAGUGAGGAGAUAGAGCUGGUGUCUCGAGAUGGGCUUCUCGAAAAACACCGGGAUGAAGAGAUAAAAGAAUCCAAUUCUAUGGAAAAUGGAGGCAAAGAAGAUCAGACAGUAGAUGCAUUAUCAUUUGACCAAUCUUGUCAGAAGAAAAACAGCAUUUAUGGUAAUGUGUGGAAUGACAAUCCAAAUAAGCUCUCUGAAGAGAUGGUGCGCUGUAUGAGAGAUAUCUUCCUUCGUUUAUCUGAAUCAUCAUCCGAGAUAUCACCAAAGGGGUCUUCUAAUAAUUCGAUUUCAUCAGCAGAACGUCUAUCUGGCUGUACAUUGACAUCUAUAUCAGAUUCAUCCUUAAUGGCAUCAGUGAUGCAAAGCCCUUCAAUUGACUCAAACCAUGACAGUAUUUAUGAAGUUAGAUGCUUUGAUCCCUACAAAGUUAAUGGCAAGGAGGUUCGAAGAGACAUUGGGAAUUAUUCUUCAGUAGCUGAGGUGUCUUGGAUGUAUGUUGGCAAGGAACAACUUGCAUAUGCAUCCGAAGCUUUGAAAAAUUUCAGGAUUCUCGUGGAGCAACUAUCCAAGGUUGACCCUACAUGUAUGAAUUGUGAUGAGCGGUUAGCAUUUUGGAUUAAUCUGUACAAUGCAUUGAUAAUGCAUGCAUAUUUGGCCUAUGGGGUUCCUGAGAACGACAUUAAGCUCUUCUCGCUGAUGCAAAAGGCGUGUUACAUGGUCGGUGGGCAGUCAUUCAGUGCAGCAGAAAUUGAGUUUGUGAUUCUGAAGAUGAAGACUCCAUUACAUCGACCACAACUUUCGUUGAUGCUGGCUCUUCACAAGUUCAGAGUUACUGAGGAGCACAAGAAAUUUUCAAUAGAUGACGCAGAGCCCCUCGUGUUGUUUGCGCUUAGUUGUGGGAUGUUCUCAUCACCUGCUGUCAGGAUUUUCUCAGCGGGGAAUGUUCGACAGGAGCUUCAGGAAUCAAUGAGAGACUACAUCCGAGCAUCGGUUGGUAUAAAUGACAGCGGAAAGCUCAUCGUCCCGAAGCUGCUUCAGAGCUAUGCCAAGGGCACCGUGGAGGACUCCCUGCUCGCCGACUGGAUCUGCCGUCACCUGACACCAAACCAGGUCGCGGCUGUUCAGGACACCUCUUCGUCGCGAAAACAGCGGCUUCUUGGAGUGUGCAGCUUUAGCGUGGUUCCAUUCGACUCAAAAUUCCGGUAUCUCUUCUUGCCUGACAAGAACUGUUCCCAGCACUGAAUCAAGCUGCCCUUUUGCCAAUGUUCAGAAAGACACCAAGAGUAGUAGGCAUUUUGAUAUACUGGAAAGAAAAUAUAUGAAUUAAUCAGCUGUACAUGUUGUAAAUCCUAGGGUGAUUCUUUUGGCUUGUAAAGAUUGUCAGUUCGUUUGUAAACUGUGGUAUAAAGGGUUGUUUAUAAUUUGCCUCUUUUUAGCAGAUUGUCACUUCAAUCAAGAUGGUAGAGCAGACAGUUUUUCAUCAUCUGGUAGCUCCCUGCUGUCCUGAUUGUAGCAGCCCCGACCGUCAUGAUCAAAAGACGACAGUGUGUUGGCAUGACCAUCUGCAUUAUUGCAUAGCACUAGCGAAUGCUUGUUAAGACUUGAGAGUUAGUAAGGCAUUCUUUUGUAAGCAGAGAAAAGGUACCAUCUUUUGACUUU